AUGUUUAAAAAAAAAAUUAUAAUAGAACAUGUGAUAGCUCUUGCCAUGAGCCAUGACUCAAUAGUAGCAAAAAGUCCCAAGUUCCAAAUCUCUAAUCACCAAACAUAGGAUAGUGUAGAAAUCUCUUUUUAACAUUAAUAAAGGCAAAGCAUCUAUUCCUGGAAUAUCCCCUCUCUCUUUCUCUCCCUAGCCGGUCUCGCUCUUCUCGAACCAAUCCUGGAAAAGUCUAAAACCAGAUUCUCUCUCUCUCUCUCUCUCUCUCUCUCUCUCUCUCUCUCUUUCUGAACUCGUUUGGAAAGCCAUGAUCUUUUGGAAACAACUACAAAUUUAGCAAGCCUCCAAAGCCCAUCAAAUCCCCCAUUGCCUCCUUUUCCAUAACCCCAGCACCUCCACGUAAAAAAAGAUCCAAUCUUUUUGAUACAUUCUCUUCUCCAUUCCCACCAUCCCAUCCCACUCCGAGCCACCAUGACCUUCUCCUCAAAUUCCCACCUCCCAGCUGCUCCCACGUCCAGAACCCUUCUAGCGUUUCUCUUGCUCCUCUUCCUCUCCCUAGCCUUCGCCGAAACCAAGCUCUCGGACGCCCCCACCGCCUACGAGCUCCUCGAGAGAUUCAAUUUCCCCAGAGGAAUCCUCCCACAGGGAGUACAAAGCUACCUAAUGAGUAAAGAUGGCACCUUUGAGGUCUAUCUCAGCGGGGACUGCGAGUUUAAGGUCACAGGGAGCUAUCUGUUGAGGUACAAGAGGAAGAUAACCGGCACGGUGAAAUCGGGCACGCUUAAGGACUUGAAUGGGAUCAGCGUGAAGGUGUUGUUCUUGUGGUUCGGCAUCAAUGAGGUCGUGAGGAGUGGCGAUGAGCUCAACUUCUAUGUUGGCCCGCUCUCGGCCUCCUUCCCCUUGUCCAACUUCGAGGACUGCCCCCGGUGCCGGUGCGGCUUCGAUUGCGCCACCCCCUUGGUUUCGGAUGCUUAGAAGGACCCUGCUAUCGUGGGUGAUCAGCGAGAUCUCUUUCUCUUUAUGUAUGUUUUGGUUUUAAUUCUAGAUCAUGGAUUUGACAGUGAUAAUCUUUUCUCUUCUUGUAUUGGAAUUUGGAAGUUGAAUUAAUAAGGAUUAUAUACUUAGUGUGCUUGUGCA
This is a messenger RNA of Phoenix dactylifera (date palm), 1131 nucleotides long. RefSeq lists its product as uncharacterized. The record is from RefSeq and is a predicted model, not a curated record. NCBI's taxonomy places the organism in Eukaryota, Viridiplantae, Streptophyta, Magnoliopsida, Arecales, Arecaceae.